Messenger RNA from Rhizopus microsporus ATCC 52813, 1655 nucleotides. RefSeq names its product mRNA-binding ribosome synthesis protein NOP7. NCBI's taxonomy places the organism in Eukaryota, Fungi, Mucoromycota, Mucoromycetes, Mucorales, Rhizopodaceae. The coding region runs from base 63 to 1586 and encodes 507 amino acids. The record is from RefSeq and is a predicted model, not a curated record. Gene Ontology annotation, biological process: maturation of LSU-rRNA from tricistronic rRNA transcript (SSU-rRNA, 5.8S rRNA, LSU-rRNA); ribosome biogenesis. Gene Ontology annotation, cellular component: PeBoW complex; nucleolus. Gene Ontology annotation, molecular function: RNA binding. The transcript has 2 exons.
AAAAGAAAAAAAAAGCAAGGCAUAGAUUAAUUAUACUUUUUUUUUUCCUUUAUUGUUGUCAAAUGGGAAAACUCAUCAAGAAAGGAACCAAGGGUAAUGCUGCUAAUUUUAUUACAAGACAGCAAGCCUUGAAUAAACUUCAAAUUUCACUUGCUGAUUUCAGACGUCUUUGUAUUCUCAAGGGCAUCUAUCCUCGUGAACCCAAAAACAAAAAGAAAGCCAACAAGGGAAGCACAGCACCUGCUACCUUUUACUAUGUCAAGGAUAUCAAGUAUCUUUUACAUGAACCUCUUUUAGCCAAGUUCCGUGAACACAAGGCAUUUACCAAAAAGCUCAACAAGGUACUUCACAAGGGAGAAUUUGCAGCUGCCAAAUCAUUAGAAGAAAACAACAAGCCGAUUUAUUCACUGGAUCACAUUGUGAAAGAAAGAUACCCCACCUUCAUUGACGCACUUCGAGAUCUGGAUGAUGCUCUGUCGAUGCUCUUCUUAUUUGCCAUGUUGCCCACAGAUGACAAGAUUAAGGCUGAUGUCGUAUCUGAUUGUCGACAAUUGAUUGCCGAAUUUCAAGGAUACGUCAUGCGUUCCAAGAGUCUUCGUAAAGUAUUCUUUUCGAUCAAGGGUAUUUAUUAUCAAGCAGAGAUCAAGGGACAGACGAUCACCUGGAUCGUACCUUACCAGUUCUCUCAAAACAUUCCUACUGAUGUUGAUUUCCGUGUGAUGAUGACCUUUUUGGAGUUUUAUCGUACCUUGGUUGGAUUCGUCAAUUUCAGACUGUACACUGAGCUCAACAUGACCUAUCCUCCCAAGAUUGACGAAACAGGUGGAUUUAACUUGGAUGAGAACAUGCCCAAGGGUAAUGCUCGUAAAGAACAAGAGGAAGAGGAAGAAGACGAAGGAGAGACAUUGGACGAAUUCAAAUCUGCUGCUGAUAACGAUGAAAAGGACGAUAUGCUUACCAAGAUUCAAGCUGCCUCCAACGAAGCUGCAGAACUUCAAAGUUUGUUUGAAGGACAAAAGUUUUUCUUGUCAAGAGAGACACCUCGAUAUGCACUUGAAUUCAUGAUUCGAUCCUGUGGUGGUCAAGUCAGUUGGGAUCCCUCUGUCGGCGUGAAUCCUCCCUUUGCUGAAUCAGACGAAACGAUCAAUUACCAAAUCACAGAUCGUCCAUCGGUCCGCAACAGAGUGUUGUCUCGUAAAUACGUACAGCCUCAGUGGGUUGCAGACUGUAUUAAUGCUAGAAAGAUCCUCAAGCCCAGCCUGUAUGAACCAGGUGCUGAAUUACCCGCCCAUUUGUCUCCCUUCGUAGAAGCUAGAGCUGGUGAUUAUGUUCCCAAGGCAGGUGUAGAAAGCGAAGAAGAAGAGGAAGAAGAAGUAGAGGAAGAAGAAAAGAAACCCAAGAAACGUACGGCCGACGAAAUCGAAGAAGAAGAAGCCAAGGAAAUGGCUACAGUGAUGAUGACAAACAAGCAGAGAAAGCUCUACAACAAGAUGCAGCAUGGUAUUCAACAAAAGGCUGAAGAAGCUGCCAAAUUAAAAGAAAAGAAGAAGGCAUUGAAGAAGGCCAAGAAAACUUCUUCAAAUUAAUUAUCAUAUAAUUAUGCAUUUUACUGUAUAUACAACAUAUCUUAGAAGAAUACAAUAAAACUCCCCCUC